Messenger RNA from Seriola aureovittata, 14681 nucleotides. RefSeq lists its product as uncharacterized. Bases 2335 to 13440 code for a protein of 3701 amino acids. The transcript is spliced from 34 exons. The record is from RefSeq and is a predicted model, not a curated record. Gene Ontology annotation, molecular function: nucleic acid binding; zinc ion binding. NCBI's taxonomy places the organism in Eukaryota, Metazoa, Chordata, Actinopteri, Carangiformes, Carangidae. Gene Ontology annotation, cellular component: nucleus.
AUAAAAACACGCAGCUAUGCACUCGCAGCUACAGUUGGUUUACUCGGUGUUUGUCAAACAAUGACCGUGUAUGUUCAUUACCGGACCUUGCUGAAGCCAAACAUUAGCACUUGCUAGCUGUAGCUAGUUUAGCUACGUUUCAAUUCUCGAACAUCAGUGGUGGUUAUGUUUCUCUAAUAUUUAGAGCUUCAAAUGAGAUAAAUACUGAUUAACCUAUUGACUGUCACUAACGGUCAAAGUAUAUCGCUUGUAUUCAUUGAAAAGCUGUGCUGAUGUGACGCAGAUUAAUAAACGGGUUACACUCCAUGGAUUUUUUUUCUUACUCGUUAAAGCCAAAAGGUAUCUGCUGACAUUAAAUCUUGAGCAGUAUAAUGCAAUCGAUACAGACAGAAUGCCAGCAAUUAACUUUCGUGAUGUUUAUUUUCAGACUUGUUGAAAAAGCCCUUUUUACAGGAAUUGUACUCUGUUACAUUCAAGAUACUGUUACUGAGGCCGCAUGCAUAAUACCAGGAACCUGAAACCAGCCCAGAUGCGUUUUUCUACUGCGACAUGACUAAAUGUCAGUCAUGAAAAACUCACGAAGAUCCAAGUCGUAAUUACAACGGGGACACUCAGAUUGUUGUGUAACUUCCAAUAUAUCAGACCUUGCUACUGGAAACCAAACAAAAAUUACUGCCUUAUUACAGUGAAUUUAUGGAUAAAGUGCUCUAUCGUCAUGCAAACAACUGCCUGCUCAAACUCUCCUUCAGUAUUCUGUCUUUGAAGCGUUUUUGUAAAUUUGACAUGAUGAAUCAUAAAUAAGUAUAACGCCAGGCAUUUUUGUACGGCCUUCUUUGAAAGACAUUCCUGGUGUCACUCACACCAGACCAAUCACUUCAAAAAGUGGGUGCAUUUGUCCGACGAGCACUUAAUUUGAAACAUAUGGGGACUACAGUUUAUGGUUGAUUGCAAAUUGGACUGCAUUUUAAUGAAUGUUGUUUUUGUUUUUGUACUUGUUACUUGUGAGAAAACAUGAGAUUGCUUGAUUUUCUCUGCUUAUCAGAAUGCAUUCCCCUUUCUAUUCUUUGCUGGAAUUUCUAUUCUGGGCGCAACAGCAGGGCCAGAUGUAUAAUGGCAAAUGUCUGUGAGUCACUCACUGACUGAGUGAGUGAUCAUAGUUGCACCAUUGGACAGCUGAGUGCCAAGUGACUGGGUUUGAGUUUACCUAUUGGCUGUUGCUCUUUUCAAAAAUGAAUUGGUGCAAACAACAGCGUAUCAGGGCUUUUAUGUAGUUAGUACUUUGCAAGAAAGGGGGUUCUCUAUGUAACUGGGUGUAUGUAAAAGGGUGAGAGCAGAAGUCCCUGGAAAGAUUUGGAAUGCAAUAGUCAGUGGGUAUUCAGCUUUAUAUAAGGUUCCUUCCUUGAUUCUUCUUGAUUGGACCAUAUAAGUUUGAGUUCCAUAUUGUGAUGUUUUAGUUGAGGUGAUGAAUGCAUCAUGACACAAAAUUUUUCAAAAUCUCUGUAGAUGAUAUUUAGGCCAUCACAUUGUAAAUCACAUGAAUACAAUUGUGACUCAUUCUGUACAAUUUCACUACACUGCCCAACCCAUCUUGUCUUUUAGAGUCGUAUCCGAAGUUCAUUCUGAUUUAGAAUGUCGUUCAGUACCAGCGUUUAGCUCAGUGAUGUAAUGUGACUUUCUGAAAUGGAAAUUGUAGCUGUGAGAUGUUAAAUUUUGCAAUGUGCUUUGUCUGUCUGCUGGUGCCAGUCUCAAAUGAGCAUGGAAAGGAAAUAAAUGAAUUUGUCUCUGUUCUGGAUGUUUUCUCUCAACAGCCAUGACCUUGUUUUCUCUCUUUGUCUGUGCUUUGUUGCUUUUGCCUCACUUCUUCUUUCUUGCCAGUGAAGACAAGGAGAAAGACAGACUGAAUCCCUCUCCGACAGGAAGCACCAGAGUGGACAAGUCCAAACAAGUCCUUCCAGAUGAUGGAUGUAACCCAACCAAGACGCUGAUGUCCAUGCCCAUUAAAUAACCGCUUUCUUUGUUUUCUUGACUUUUCAGCUUUGCGUUGCUAUUGGAGCGUGGUGUCCCUUCUCCUAUUCCUGGGCCCCUAACGAGCCCCCUACUUGGAGGGCUUACAGUGAGAUUGUUCCUGAUUGGACAGCAGUCUGCAUCCUUGCGGCUGGCUCAAUUAAAAGCCCAGCAAGCACUGAUGCAAAAUAAAAUGCUCUCACUGUUGGCUGUCUAGCUGUGAACUUGACAUCCAGUUCCAACCCACCUGCUCCCUACAUAUCUGCAACACUUCCCUACCCAACUGCUGACACCUUCAAUGUCGUUAACCAUCUGAAUAUUACAAACACCAUGUCUCAUCCCUUAUAUAACCCCUAUGCCUCUGGGAACCAGAGUUCCACCCAGGGGCAAUAUGGACUCUCCACUAUGCAGGCAGAGAGGGACCCUCGGAGGGCAUCUCCCCACCUUGGACCUGGGUCUAGCUUCAGCUCUACUGGAACCUCUUCUACUACUUCUGCCAGCUCUGGAGGAAUGAUCCCGUCGUUGCUGACUCAGUCAGUCAGUUACAGGCCUGAACAGAGUAGGGCCAUGAUAGAUGAGGACAUAGAAAGGUCUGUAGAUAUGCAUAUUAGCAGAGCCAGAGAGGAGGUGAGGUAUCUUGGCAAACCAACGCAUCAGCCCAUGGGCCAGGGCACUCACUUUACCAGCACUCAAAGAGAUGAGUUUCUCUCCUCAGGCACAGAGAUGACCUCCUAUUCUAUGUCUUCAACUUCUGCCCCUCCAGGACAUAGACACUCUGAUGUUGAAAGUGGCAGUAGCUCUUUGGACUGGUUGCCAAACUACAAAAGGUCAACUGCUGAUGAUUCCUCCAAAUUUUACUCAUCUGCUUCAUCUAGCUACGUAGGCAGUUCUGACGGUAGGUUUAAUUCCUCAAGUGAAAGGGAACGUGAUUUGCAGUCCAUUCCAGGGUUGGGUGAUUAUGACUAUCCAGUGCCAGACAAAUCUGCGGCCUCUACUGAGUCAAGUCGCCCCAAGUACACUUCUGAAUCAGCUGCUAACAUCCUUUUGCACUUCGGACUUGAAAAAGAGGAUUUGGAACAUCUCAUCUCUUACCCUGAAGACCAGAUCACCCCUGCCAACCUGCCGUUCAUAUUGCGCCAAAUCCGCAUUCAGAAGGCCAAGAGAGCUGCAACUGCAGUUCAGUCAAAACCGUACCUGGAACCCCAGCCCACCAGAGGUGUGAGUGGAAUGGACAGGAUGAGUAGUUCUGGAGGGGCAGGGCUACGCCCGGAGGAAAUGUCAUCGGCUAUUCUCCAGCCCAGUAAAGUGAUUGACUAUGGACAUACUGGCAAAUAUGCUGGAGGGGUUAUGGAUGAGAUUGGAAUGACCAGUGUCACAAGAGCUAACAGUGGUGGGAGUGGCAGUAUGUUGUUGGUGGACACUUACAAUAGUAGCAGUCACGGUCGAGAACCACCGCAAAAAAAUAUGACAGAGGUUAAAAGCAGUUCCUUGGGUUCUUCACAUGAUCAAGGUAGCUCUGUUACCAGCUCUUCAUACAGUUCAAAACUGAGCCCUGUAGCUCCCCUAAGCAAUGAUCCAGCUAAACAAUUGCCGACUCAACCACAGCAGACUUCUCAAACAAUCCUGAGCUCUUUCUCUCUACCAAAGAAAGACACAGACAUAAGAGUAUUCAAGUCUGAACCCUCCACUCCCCUUCCUUUGAAAGAACCAAAGGAAGAUGGCCAGUCAACGUCGAAAGCCCAACCAUCCUGCACUUUGUUCCACGGUGUGCAUCCUGGCCGACCUGGUCUUGUGCUCAUUGGAAACAAUGACACCAGUGGCACUAAGGAUCAGGGUAAAGGUCGAGGUAAAGGGUCAACAGUUGCUGAGCAGAUGAAGAAGCAGCAGACGCAACAGCAAAAGAAGCAGAAGCAGCACAUUCAGCAGCAGGCACAGAAGCAGCCAGUACCGCAGAUGGGACAAACGUGGCCUCCAGUUUAUUCUGCUGCGCAACCGGUUCCUCCUGCUUCUUUCAUCCCCAGCAGCACAGAUGCCUCACGUACCAUGCAUCGUUCAAUGUUUAUCCUCGGCGAUCCUCGCCUCGUUAUUCCUCCAGCUUCACCUCAGCCAAUCCCGAGCCCGGUGAACUUCAGUCAGUUGCUGCCGCCUUCCAACAGGCAGAGUCGACCACAGCGGCCAGUCUCCAAGGGUCUGCCAACGCCGGCCAUGAUGCAUGAUUAUGCGGCGGCCACACCGAGAGUCUUUCCACAUACCUGUUCUCUGUGUUACAAAGAAUGUACUCAUAUGAAGGAUUGGCUCUCCCACCAGAACACCGGCCUUCACCUUGAGAGCUGCAAAAUCCUGCGAGCACAAUACCCAGAUUGGGAUGGUGAGAUAAUACUUGAGUCCAGUGCCGCAGGAAAAGAUAAGGCAAGCAAGGCAGCGUCCUCAACUGCUGCCCAGACUUCCCAACAUCGUCAUCAGAAAACCAGGCAUGGAAGCCGCUCCCGUUCCCACUCACCUAGUCCCCGAAGACACCAUGAAAGAAGAGAGAAACGCAGCCGAUCACGAUCACCGCACAGCUCCAGAUACACUCGCAGUUCCCGGUCUCGUUCUCGCUCUCCACGGUAUGACCGUCUUACGUUCUCUCGAUAUCGGUCACGUUCAAGGAGCUUUGAGAGACGAUCCUCACCGAGGAGGAGAGAUGAGAAACGGUCUUCGCCAAGACGAAAUGAGGAGAAGCGACCAUCUCCGAGGAGCCGUGAAAGAAGAUCCCCAAGGAGGGGUGAUGAGAGACGAUCAUCUCCUAGAAGAAGCCGUGAAAGACGAUCUUCCACAGAGAGGUCGUCCCCUCAACGUAAGAGGUCGAGCAGUGCAGAGAUACUGGCGAAGAAACUACUGGAAAAAUCAGCUGUCCAGUCAUUGUCAAAAGAGUCUGAUCUGGAGGCUGUAGUUAAAACUCUAGCUCCUGCCUUACUGGCUGAGUUAGCCAAGAUGAAGUCUUCCUCAUCAUCAUCAUCCAAUUCGUCACCCAAAGGAGGAAAACGCUCCCAGUCUUCUCCCUCUGCUGGGGGAAAAAGUUCAUCCUCUGCUGCCUCUUCGUACUCUUCAACAGCAAGGAAGAAGGAAAUGACAACAAUGUCUUCCAAAGCAAAGCCCAGUCUGCAGAAGAACGAGGCAAGUGCUUCUACAAAGACUAAGUUGGGUAAAUCUUCACCUCCAACCAUGGUGAAGCUAGAAGGGAUUUAUCCUUCUCUCUCUCACAAUGAUGUGGUCAAUGCUGUGGAGCAGUUUGGAAAAACAAAAUCAGUCGUACUGUUUCGGUCUACACUGGCGGCAAUCGUGUGUUUCGAGAAAGAGGAGGAUGCUAAGAAACUGAAGAGUGUAAAGAGCUUCGACAUGAAAGGAAUGAUCGUCAAUGUUGCCAGAGAAAAGGACACUGUUUCUAAGGAGCGAAAGACGACUUCUCAGAAAAACCCAGCCAUUUCCAGUGUCUCCAAACCUCAAACCACUAAAUCCACAACUACCAGUACUCCCACAAAGGAUGUUCUCCCUACAGCUCACAAAACUUUGCCUAAUUGCCCUGCAAAGCCUUUAUCUUUACCCUCUGAAGCCAGCAACGUUGCAACAGGUAACAUUAAAAGUGAGAAAACUGCUGCCAAAGGCUCAGUUAAAGGCUCAGCAAAUGUUACUAAAGCAAAGGUCUUGGUUUCCAAAGCAAAAAAUGUCUCAACCCGGCCGAAAGCUAAAACGGUAAAAAGUGUGGCCCCGCAGAAAGAGACAGCCAUGGUUGAUGAAUCAGCAACUAGGACUGUUGCUGGACCAACUAAAGGUGCAAAUGUCUUGGUGUCCAAAGCAGAAACAGCCUCAAAUUCCCAGAAACCCAAAAAACUGGAGGAAAAUUUGCCUGCAGGAGGAGUUGUGACGCAAGAAAAGGUGGAAGAAACAGCUGCAAAAGCCAUAAAUGUGCCAUCCAAAUCUAUGGCUUCAGAAAAUCUCCCUGAUGUAGAGACGUCCAAGUCUAAAGAAUUGGAAACAAAGGCUCUAGAACCUGUAGUGGUGCUGGAAGACAUGGCCAAGGUUGUUGAAACAGGAAAUGUGACAGUUUCUGAAUUGAAGCACCAAGCAGAACUUGCCAAGGUUGAUGUUGAGGUGAAAGAAGCCAAAGACACUGAACCAAUGGAGUUUGGGGUAACAGGAGUUGAAGUUGCAGAGACCAUGGAAGUUAAAAGUUGUGCUGAUAAAGGGGAAAAACAGACAAAUCCAGAGACUGUACCAGCCAAAUACAGUGAGAGUCCACCAUCAACCACUAAAGAUGAGACCAGACCAGAUUUGUCUCCGCCUAAACCUUCUACUGUUCCAUCUCAAACCACAGAGGGAGUUCUUAAUCCUUCAGCCAUUGAUACUCAGAGUCCUCAGACCAUCAUUAGAACUCCAGAAACCUCUUUCAAAGCUUCAUCACAAGUCCAGCAAAGUACUCUGCCAGAACCAGAAUCAUCUGUACAAGGGCUGGAGACCAAGACAAAUGCUUCACAAAUCCAGCAGCAGGCUGCAUCAAACUCAACUGAAGCUGCUGUAGAAGCAAAGUUGACUGUCGAAGGAGUGGAGACAAAAACAACUCAAAAAGAUCCUGCAUCUGCCAUUAAGACCCAAAGAGAUCCAUCAUCAGGAGUGGAUGCCUCCAAGGCUGUCAGCAAGGUUUCAGCUGCGUUGACUGAAGUAGCCGCAUCUGCCAAAACUGAGCCAAUAACUGCAGCAGUGACCAAACAGCAACUGGGAGCAAACUCACCCUCUUCAGCUGCAGAAGUGAGUGCACAGCAACUGGCAGGAACCUUGUCUUCUCCACCUGCAGCAGUGAGUGAGCAGCAACUGGCAGGCACCUCAUCCUCUUCAGCUGCAGCAGUGAGCAAGCCGCAAGCGGCAGGAACCUCGUCUUCUUCAGCUGCAGUUACCCCUCUGACUGUUGGGGAGAUGGUAGAAAAGCACCUGCAUCAAAAUAAAAUCACGUGCCUCAAGAAUAAAACCUGCUUCUUACCAAAAUUUUUUUCACUUGGUAAGAAGCAGCUGCUCAUAACCAACCUGCCAAAGUAUUACGAUGGCUGCUACACAGUAGAAGACCUCGCCAACCUGCUCGUUCCAUUUGGAUUUGAAUAUAAAGAUGACAACAUCUAUGUGUUUCCUCAGGCUUGCAUGGCCUUUGCUGUGAUGCCAACAGUGCAGGAUGUGCACAAGCUUUUGACUUUCACCAGACGGAAUCGCAUGACUCUUAAAAACUCCAGACUGGCGGUGCGUGUAGUGGAUGGCGGCAUAACAAUGUCACCGCUUGGGUUUUAUAAAUCAGUGAUGAAGCGGAUGAAUUCUCCGGUGCUUGAUGAUGGAGAAAGAACAAUCUACAUCAAGAACAUUUCACCAAGCGAGGCCAAAGACCUCAGGGAAGCUUUGAAAAAAAUCGAUUCUGUCAGAAACUACAUGCCUCUCCUGAACAAGGUGUUUAUUGAAUUUGAGUCCAAUCGUGAUGCUGAUCGGCUCGGAGUUUGGUACAGCCUCCUGAAACAGGCCCCUGCUCACACAGUCUACAGGCUGAAAACGCCACACUGCGACUCCACAGCUCUACCACCGAGACUUGCCGCAAAUGCUAUUCCGGACAGCAAGGAUGUUGUUGCCGGGACAACUAUCCCAACAACAAAAUUUGGUGUUCCACAGGGUAGCAUUUCACCGUUCUGCGUCACGUUGACAGCUAGUCCCUUUGUGUUCCCUACCAUGUCCCCUUGGUUCAUCAUCCCAGAUCAUCUGACGGUCAGAGAAAUUGAUGACAUUGCGAAGGCCAAGCGUCAAGGUUUCUUGAUCCCCACAAUCAUGUUGACUGGUUUGCCUGAGGGAAGCUACAAGCAUGAGGACGUCACCAAGUUGGUCUGGCCUUAUUUCCCUAAACAAAAUCUUCACUCCCUCUACUACAACGUGAUAGUCCUGACACUGCAGAGGAGGGCUUUUGUGUAUUUCAACAAUUUGACUGCGUGCUGCAAUUUUGUCCGAGAUCACAUCAGAAAUCCUGUGUCUGUCGGAGGCUCCAGACUCCGCGUCCAUUUCGUCUUGGAGCAGAUGCAUCCUGAAUCAAGAGAGGAGCUCAUGUAUAAAACGCUGAUGAAAUGGAGCAACGCUCGUGUUCCUGAUCCAGAGUCUCUGGAGGAGAGGCUGCUCUGUGUGGAGAUCUCUGAGACAACCGUGGAUAUCGUCAAGAUGGUCAUGGAAGUGGUGGCGUCUAUCGCUGCUUUUGUCAGCUUCCUGCCACUCGCUAACAGGAUAUGCGUUGAGAUGGCUGACUCCAGCGGUGUAACACAGGUGGUGGAGAAGUACAACACUUUUUCACCGGACACUGUAUCUAAAGUUGUAACUUGGAGUAAAGUUCAGCGUUUUGAGCCUUUGAAGAGCCUAAAACAGCGCCUUGAAGACUCCAGUGAGAUCACAAUAAACCUUGAACUGGACACCGUAAAUGAUGAAGCCAAGCCCCCUCCUCCUUCUGAAGUUUCUGAUAAAGGGCCCCAAUCUGCUCUGCAAGCCAGUAUUCCUGCUUCUGCUAAACCAGCAGCUCCUGCUGGAUCCAUCAUUUGUGAAUCAGGACCAAGUGCCACUGCCACAAGUGAUGUAGCAAUAAAGGAGGAGAGUGAGAAACUGGAAACUGCGAUUACCAUGGAAUCCACCAUUGCUUUUAAGGCAAAUGAGGAUGUAGAGAAAGCAGAAAUAAAGAGGGAGGACGGGUCACCAACACCAAUAGACGAUACUGCUGAUGGAAACACCGUCCCCGCUGCCUCCAGUCCCGCACUCUUAGCCACAAGUCUGGUCAAAUCUGAAGAAAACACCACAGAACUCCUUCAUAUUGACCAGGACAUAUUCAAUGCCCUUACAGCAGCAGUUCGCCAGCACAGACUUACACGAGGAAGCAGGACACACAGUGAAGAGAAACAGAGUUUUGGCAAAAGCAACCUGGGCUCUAAAGGUGUGAAGGAUGGAGACACACCACAAGAAAGGGGUCAAAGUGAUUUUACAGAUGACGUGAUUUCUCCAGACGCCUACCUUUUUGAUGAGCAAAAUUUCAACAUGGAGGACUUUGUCACUGUUGAUGAAGUUGGCGAUGUGGAAGACAGAAGCCCUGACCACCAGAGCUCCUCCUUUUCCAAGCAGUCCUCCAGAGGGAAAAAAGAGAGGCAAAGCUCAGACACAUCAUGUACUGCCAAACAAACUUCGAAAAGGUCCUUGAAAGACCCUAUGAGCUCAGCCUCUUCCUCAUCCUCUUCUUCCUCCUCAUCCAAGUCGACUAAAGACUCCAUGAAGAGAAGCUCGUCUUCUAAAUCGACCUCUGCGUCACCAAAAAAGGCCAAGGACUCAUCUGAACCCACCAAACCCUCAUCCUAUGCCAGUGUUAGUAAAACCUCUGCCUCUUCCUCACUGUGUCUUGAAACCUCUUCCUCUCCUGGUCCAAAAGCAGAACAGAGCAAGACAAAAUCUCCUGUCAAAGCAUCUACUACAUCUUCCUCGAGUUGUAGGACCCAAUCGUCCUCUACUACACAUGAAAUUGAAAAGAUGGCAUCAAUAAAGACUCAUCCUGAGUCACAUAGAGAAGCAAAAGCCACAGAGAGUGCAGUGGUAAAGUCUGACCACAAGGUGUCAGAAGAGGCCAUUGCUGCAAAAACUGUUGAGUCAGAGUCAAAAAUAGAAACAUCAUCAGAGAUGCAUCCACCUGCACAGGGACGGGGGUUAGAGUUGAGCCAAUCCCAGAGGUUUGAGAUUGAUGCUAAAGACAACACACUCAACGACCUGGAGAAAAGGAAAGAGAGAAGGAAAGAAGAUGAUGUUGGCAAACAUCCAGAGGAGGAGGAGGAUGAUGACGCUGAAAAUUAUCAAAUCCUUGAUUCACUUGAUGACCAAACAGAUGAACAGAUGGAUGAUGGGAACCAAGUAGGAAGCUCUGAAACACAGAUAAUAGAGCCUGAGAAUGACCGGAGUUUGCAUGAGGAAACCUUAGACAAACAGGUCUUCGGCAGUGUUAAUAAUGAAGGCAAAGUCUGCCCUGAGGAGUGCAGUGAAAAGGAAGUGGGUGUUUCUUUUGAAACUGUCGACAGUGCUACUGAAGGUCAAGCCACAACAGGUCAAGAAGACAGUUACCCCGUUGAAGAUAACAGUUCCACAGUAAAACAACUGUCUGAGGAAGAUGUGAUUCAAGUAGUCAACAAAUCUGAUGAUAAAUCUGCAGUUGAAGUUGCAAUUAUUAAAAACCAAGAGGCAAAUAAUGAAGAUAGUAUUCAAGUGUUGGAUACAGGUAGCAAACAAGAUCCAAGAGGUAAGGUAGAUGGAAAGACUGGAAAACAAAAAGAAGAGGAGGUCAAAGGCAAAAUGAUUUCACCAGAAUCCUGUAAAGCCUCCAAAGACGUGGAAAACCCUGAAGAACAAAAACCAAAUGAUGGAGACCAGCCUCUUGAAGUCUGUGACAAUAAACACACUUUAAAAGACGUUGAUAGCGACGUUCCUGAACAUGAAACCUUUGAGAUAUUGGAUUCAAUUGACGAUCAGGUGGUAAUGGAAGAUGACAGCCACAAACUUGAAACUCCCAGUGAUCAGAUGUCUAAAAAAGACAUGGAAGAAGAGGAAGAUACCUAUGAGGUAAUUGAUUCUGUGGAAGAUCAGCCAACAACUACAAAGACAGAGUCUGAGGCUGACAACAAGGAAAAAAGAACCAAAAAAGUGGAGCUGACUGCUAGACAAGAUGAUAGAUCAUCAAAGAGGAGUAGCCCCAGGACCAGAGCAUCCAAAAGGGAAGAGAAGGAAAAAUCACCAAAGAAGCAGGACAGGCCAGUUAAAAAAUAUGAAACGCGAAUGAAGAUGGACACCCCUGCAGGAGGUUCUAAAAAAGACAAAGAGAUCAAAGAGGUCACUAAGGAAGUGUACAAAAUAGUAGAUUCUGUUGAUGACGAACUGGUUCAAGAUGCAGCCGCCACAGAAAGGUCUGGUAGAAGAAGGAGUGCGAGAGGAAAGAAAGAGGAUAAAAUGACAUUGAAUCUCACUGAAGCAUCUGACAAACCUGAUGGAGACGAGGAGGCUUCCUAUGAAAUUUUAGACUCUGUGGAGGACGAGACUGCUGCCGAAGAACCAACUUUUAUGACAAGAUCUACCAGAGGAAGAAGGGAAAGAACAACUAAGAGAGAGGCUUCCAAUGAGAAAACAAAAAUAGAAGACACACCAACAAGAAGGAGGAACACUCCUGCCAGGGAAUCACGGGAAAAAACAUUAAAGAAAGAGGAGAUGGCACCUCAAAAAGAGUGUGUACCAACAAAGCAGAGUGACAUUACUGUAGGAGAGGUAAGUCAAGAGGAUUCUCUUUAUGAAAUAUUAGACUCUGUGGAGGAUGAGUUUGCUAAGGAUGACCAGCCUGCUACAGGAGGAAAAGUGAAAAGGGGAAGACCAAAGAAAGAAAUUAAAUCAUCUAAAAAAGACACUGUAACACUGAAGAAGGAUGACAAAGGAGCAUCUGAAAAAGUGGCUGAUGAAGAUGAGGUGACAUAUCAGAUUCUUGAUUCUGUGGAGGAUGAGCUGGUUGACGAUCCCCCCUCCACAGAACAGUCUGAGAGUCCGAGAAAGAACAUUUCUAAGAACAACAACAAGCAAAUAAAAAGCAAAUCUCUCACAGGAUCACCCAAACAUGAGGAGGAGGAUGAGGAGCCAAUGUAUGAGAUCGUAGAUUCUCUGGAAGAUGAUCAAGUACAGGAACAGUUGAUGACCACAAAGGUGUCCAGUAGAAGGAUGAAGGAAAGAACUAAGACAAAAGAUGAAACUAGUUCAAAAGAGGAUGCACCAACUGUAAAAGAAGACACACCAACAUGUGGUACCAACAAUGCUGAAGCACCCGAAAAAGGGGUCAUCGGGGAAGAGAUGAUUGAUGAUCCAUCUGCUGCAGAAGAGUCUGGUAUGAGAGAGGAGGAGAGAACACCCAAAAUAGACACUAAAAAAGAGGGCAAAUCAACAACCAAGUCCCGAUGUGAUACUGCAACACCAGCAGAGGAGAAGAAUCAAACGCUGUCCACGAAAGAUGACACGACAGCUGCAGCGAGCGCUCUGGUGAACCUGGAUGAAGUGAGCGAGGAGGAGGAGGAUUACCCUGACGACACAGCCGAGGAGGAAGAACUGAGGAAGAGGCAAGCUGUCGCUAAAGAGAAGCAGCUCGCCAAGAAGCGAGAGAAGGAGCGGGAAGAGAGGAGGACCAGGGAGAGGGAGCGAAGGAGCCGGAGCAGUAGCAGCAGUAGCAGAGGAGGAGGAAGCAGUGGAGGAGGGACGAGGAAGGUGAAGGAGAGGGGAAGGGAAAAGGAGGAGAAGGUAGAGGUAGAUGCCAAGGAGCUGGUAACUCUGGAUGAGGUGGGAGCAGAUGAGGCUGGAGAGGAAAGAGCAGCGGAGGGUCAAGAGUGGGAUGAGGAGAUCACGGAGGGAGAGCUGCAGACGCUCGUCACCCUGGAUGAAAUCGUAGAAGAGGAGGAAGAGGGAAAGGCUGAGGAAAGCACUCUGGAGGCCCGCCCACCCAGCAAGGAGGACGAAUCAGUGGACUCCUUAAACCCAGAGACUUUGGUGACUUUAGAUGAAGCAGGUGAUGAUGAAGAAGAGAAGGCAGCCCAAGAUGGAGCUGAAAAAACCUCAAUAUCUUCGAAACGCAAACACAAUGUCGACACAGAGGAGAGUAUGAACUUUGUCACAGUCGAUGAGGUGGGAGAGGUUGAAGAGGAGGAGGAAGAAAAGGAAACGACCAGGACAAGAAGCCGAGCCAAGAAGAGAACCAGACAGUCCCCUGUGAGAAAAUCUACUAGAGGGAAAAAAAUUACAAAAGAUGAGAGAGAAGAAGAAAAGGAAUCAGCCGAUACUGAUAUACCACCUCUCACUUCACUCGAUGCCUCAUCAUCGUUGGACAAAGAUCCGUCAGCGUUGUCAAGUGACAGCCAGCAAGAGAUCCAGAAGGCAGAGGUGGAAAGAGCGAGCCAUGCCAACAUCGAUGCUGCCUCUGCUGGGCAGGAGCUGCAACCUGAGCACCCUGAGAACCAGAGCCUGGAAGGAUGUGUGGAGGAAGGAGAGGAGGAGAAGGAAGGAGGGAGCAGGGCAGACAUUAAAGCUGUGAGUAAAAGGAAGAGGGAGCUUGUCGGACCUGAAGCAAAGAGAUCUCGUUCUCAGUCUCCUUGUGUUGCUGCUGACUUCAAACUGCCACCAUUCAACCCCAACAACCCCCUUGGUCGGGAGUUUGUGGUCCCCAAAUCGGGGUAUUUCUGUAAUCUCUGCUCUGUCUUCUACCUGAACGAGAACUCGGCCAAGGAGCUCCACUGCAGCAGCCAGAGACACUACAACAACCUGCAGAAACACUACCAGAAGCUUCAAAAGAAACCAUCAAGAAGUUCAAGACAAAAUUCUCAAGGCUCCAUUUCUGACUGAUCCAAAUUCAGCUGACUUUUUUUUUGUUUGUUUUUUAAAUAAAAAUGUAAAUCAAAUGUGUAAAAGCCAUAUUGUUACAGUGGCUUAGGAAAUAAAAAAUUGCACCUCGUACCUUCUUUGAUCUAAAUAUUGUAAGUUAUACAGCUACCACAACCCUACGUAUUUUGGGCUGGUUGGUCCCAUUGGGAUUAAAACUCCGUCCAACUCAACAUAGGGGCUCAUGAAAAUUAUUUUCUUGGUAACUGCUUAGUUUCUGUUGUGAAAUAAAAGCUGCCAACCAUCUUUACCUUGACUUUCAUGUUUAAGUAAUACAAAUGUAUAAUCUUAUUACAUAAUUUGAACAUUUUGAUGUUCCUAAUACACCAUGUAGCAUCUUUUGAAGGAUGGGCGUCUGGGUGUCUAUUAAGUUAUUUUGAAAGUCGUAUAAAUAAAGCAUAAAGUUCAAGCUCGCACAUGAUGUCAAAAGGAGGUCAGAUAACUGUUCACAACCACUCCAGCUUUAUUAGUGCAAAGCCUGACCAAGCCAAUUGGUUUAUUAACUCUUACACUACCAUUAGAAUUGUUAAAAAACAAUGAAAAAAGAAAUGAGUUCACGAAAGUAUGUAGAGAGAGUUUCCUAUUGUUUAUAGUUUCUCUUGUCCUUGUUAACAAUAAUUGACUGUCAAAGUCUAAAUAAAUCAUAGAGUUUAUUACUAGCCAUGACAAUCAGGCUGGUAUUGUCUUUCUGAGGACAAGUUUUCUCACCAUGAUACCAUCACAAUUGUGCUAGAUACAAUCAUCAAACUUUACAGGAAAGUAUUUGUGUUUAAAUGAAGAAUAUGGAGGCGAUCUGACCCAUUAGUACUCAGUUCUCUGGUGAUAAUGUAAUAACUACUGAGCACUCUUGGGUCAGAAUGUCAACAUGUUGACGGGUGUCACAGCUGGUGUGAUCCCAUUGCAAACAGAAAAUCCUAUAGUUUUGAUAAGCACAUUAUUAAGUUAAACAUGUAUUUUAAUGAAAAUGAAGAGGUGCCUGACGACAACUGACACUUAAGUCUUCUGAACUAAUCAAAUCUUGUGUAGUGAAAAGUCACUGUUUAGAUUGACUUGGUAACUUGGUUUUCAUUUAACCCAGACAAGGUCACUUGGGUGUUGGUUGCUGUGUCUUUUAACAAGGGUCCAAUAUGUUGACUUAUUUCUGUUGUACAGUUUGCCUUGUCCUCUUUCUAUAAAAUAUAAAAUAAAACUUGUGUGUCUCAUGA